AUGGCUCCCUACGUAUCGGAAAAUGAUCAUCGAGCAACAAUCCAGCAAUCAGAGCAGGCGAUGGUGGGCUCGGACAUUUUGAGCCAACAGCCAUUGAGUGCAUUGCUGGGUAGCGGUACCAGCAACCGUAGCCAUCGCUAUAAGUGUGAAUUUUGCCAGCAAACGUUCAAGCGACGCGACGAUCACGAUCGGCACCGCUUUUCACACACCGGAGUGUAUGCGUACCCUUGUCUUGAACCAAAGUGUGGCAAGGCGUACUCUAACCGAUCGCACCUGCUACGUCAUACGCGUACGAACCAUCUCGAGCGACCCGGAACAUCCCGUCCCGAGCUGCACUGCAAGCAUCCUAACUGUACGAUGAAGUACACCAGCAAGCACGCCAUGAAGCGUCACUACCAGACGAAGCACGUCCUCGGCAAGCCGUACGCGUGCGAUGUGUGCAACGAGCGGUUUUGGCGCAAGCUACAGCUGAAGCUGCACAAGGUACGCCACACCGGCCAGUAUCCGCACCGGUGCGAACACUGUAACCAGGGUUUCGUUAACCUGAAGUCGAUGCGUAGUCAUCGGUGCAAGCGCAACGCGCAGAAGUGUGCCGACUGCCCUAAAGAGUUUCUCCACUGGUCCGAGCUGGUAGCGCACCGGCGGCUCGAACAUCCCAGCGAGUUCCGGUGUGACAAGUGCGACAAACUUUUCCACACGAAGCGUAACCUCAAUCUGCACGGUCGUGUCCAUCGAGCGCAGGACGAACGGGUGGUGUUCGAGUGUCCCCACGAAGGCUGUCCGAGGUUUUACGAGCAUGAGCGCAAUCUGUACGCCCACGUACGGGCAAAGCACGAAAACCGUAAACGGGUGGAGCUCAUGUGUCCUGUGGCCGAAUGUAGCAGAGUGUUGGCCACCAGGCAGAAACUGGAACACCAUCGAAAGAUGCAUCUUCGUGCGUCAAAGACGUCUGCCCGGGGAAAGAAUACGAAAAAAGCGGUGGCCUUGGAAUGUUGUUGGAAAGAUUUGUCAGAUAGUAAUCAGGCAUGUUCUUCCAAAUCGGAGGAAACAUCAGUCACGAAUGAUAAGUCCAUCACGGGUGAAUCGUCAGACUCAAAAAGCCUACUAGAUGUUACCACCGAUUCGGAAGUGGAGAACAACCAAACGGUCGAAGAUAUGCUGGAAACGCAUAUGAAACGUUUGUGCACACAGCUCGACAUGCUGCAAACGAAUUUAGUUCCGGUGUAG
This is a messenger RNA of Anopheles marshallii, 1227 nucleotides long. Its product is annotated as transcription factor IIIA-like. Lineage: Eukaryota; Metazoa; Arthropoda; Insecta; Diptera; Culicidae. Bases 1 to 1227 code for a protein of 408 amino acids. The record is from RefSeq and is a predicted model, not a curated record. The transcript is spliced from 2 exons.